AAACCUGUGUAAGUCCAUUUCUGGGCAUUCCUUAGAGAAUUCCCUCUGCUUUGACCAACAAGAUUUUUUCUCAUAAAUUAGUGAAAAUGAUUUAAUCUUCAUUUUCUCCUGUAUUCUGAAGGGCAAGCAGAGACAGAAUGGUGGCUGAAAACAGGCUUUGAAGCUGCACUGAAAGAAGUAACUUAGUGACUUCCUUUUUCGUGUUUCUCAGCCUUCCUCAGAGCCAUAGCACGGCAUGUGAGCGUUCUGGAGGCAGGCAGAGCUGAGACAGGAUGCAAAUGACUGUGCUCAAGCUGCUCUUUCCAUAGCUCCGAGGGCCAGGCUCACGGAUGGCAGGGGACGUCACCUACGCGGCCGUGGCGAUGCUGCCGAGGGAAAGGCCACACGCUCCUUCAGGGACAUCAAACCCAGGAAACACGAUCACAUACGCUGAGCUGCACAUGAACACCCAACCCCAAGGGAACAGCAGAGCAGAGACUUCCGCUCCUGGCUGCCAGCGCAGGUGCUCAGCCUGGUUCUAUGUGGCGCUGGUCCUGGCAAUCCUCUUGCUCAUCCUACUGGGAGUCGUGGCCAUACAAACCCAGCAAUUUUUGAAGGCCAGAGGAGGGAAAUCAGCAAGUUUGCCCCAGUAUGGUCUGAACAACACUGGCAGUGACAUUUCUUCAGAGAGGACCACCUCAUCAGUGCUCCUGAGACGGCUCAAGGAGGAGCUGUGUGAAGAUGGACAGGGGACAACAUGUGAGCUGUGUCCUCCUGGGUGGCAGCUGAACAGGGGCAGAUGUUACUUCUUCUCCAAGGAGACCAGGAGCUGGGAGGACAGCUGGAAAAACUGCCUGGCCAGGAAAUCCCAGCUGCUGGUCAUUGAGGAUGAAAUUGAGAUGGAAUUUAUAGACAAAAAAGACAAAGAUACCAAAUAUAUCUGGAUUGACUUGGACACUGAAGACAUGGAGAAAACAUUGAGUUCAGUGGGAGAUCACAGAGUAAAAGAAAAGAGGACAGCUCUAAAAAGCAAGGCUGACAAGAACUGUGCUGUUUACAGAAGGAAAAAUGUGAUCCAGAGAGAUGAUUGCCAGACGUUAAAGGAGUGGAUCUGUAAGAAGAACGCAACCUUGCUGGUGCUCUGAGCCACAUUUCCAGACAACAGGCAGAGCUUCUUGUCAGAAGACCCAUUUUACAGACCAACCAGCUUGUGAUGUAAAUAAUUUUUAUCAGACUUGCAGGGAAACUUGCACUUUGCUGUGCUCCCUAAGAAGUCAGAAGACAGGUCCUACAACAGGGCUGCAAGCUGUCACAGGAGGAUUUUGGGGUGCUGAGCCUUCACAAAAACAGAUUUUGGCAGCAGCUGCCUCAGGAAAGGUCAGAGGAGAAGAGGUACUCGUGAGGAGGAGCACUGUGCACGUGAACUGUGUGAUGUGCAGGAAUUAUGGCCCCUGUGGGAUAUGAAGGGUGUGCUGGGCCCACUGCUGUCACCCCUGCACACAGGCAGCUGCUGAGCUGAGGACUUCUUGUUUGGGUUUCAGCAUUUUAGUGUUUUCUGAAGUUUGUGGUUUUGGUUUCUUUCCCUGGGGUCUAAUUGUGACUCACAGAAGCCACUUGAGGGCUGGAAAAAAACGCAUUUAUUGGACAGUGUCUAAUGCAAAGCUGCUGCACAGCUACUGGGUGUAGACAGCAGACCAGGCAUGGAGUGACCUGUAACAAUUGUGGUUAAUCUGCUGAUUGCUCCCCUCUUCUUCUGGUGCUGUGCCCUGAAAUCUGAAGGGAUUAACUAGGGAAAGGGCUGGGACUGUAAGACAACAUUGCAGUGCAAGGAAGUAAAGUUGAUAACCUUCCUCUCCACCUGCAUUUGGUCUUUUUAUAUUGUAAAUUCCAACCACAGUUAUGGUAUGAUGAAGUACCAAAGCCAAAGACUGGUGAAACUAAUGCCUGGGAGUGCAUUCAGUAAAUGCAUUACUUAGGCAUUGAAGUGCCAUGAAUAAAUGCGAUUUCUGGGUCUAGAACACAAAAAUGCUAAGAGCAGCCUGACCUAGAGCCUUUAUUAGAUAAACAUAUUUGACAAAAAUGAAGAAAUGUCAUGAAUUGAGGGUGCUGCUCUAACAAAAUGGCACUGACUGGUAUUUAAAUCCUUAUAGCAAUGAGAAAGAGAAACAAGGCUAACAUGGCUUUUGAGAUGGUGAGCCUUUACCUCAUAUUUGCUGUGAUGGGCUCAAAGGCAGCUGCAGUUUCACAGAGAUGUUUUUUUUCAUACCUGCACAUGCCUGGGGAGGGUUAAUGUCCAGCUCUUCAGGGCUGCAGAUUAAAAACUGAACUGCACCCUCAGGGACUUCCCUUCAAACAACAACAACAAAAACAUCUCAGCACAGAUUUAUCCUGCAGAAUGCAGCAUUAGCAGCUCAAGACACAUGAGAAACUGCUGUUAUGUAAGAGGAAACAACAAAAAUCCCCCAAACUCAGCACAGCAUGUGGGGGAAGAGGAUUGGUUUGUUCAUUCUAGAUAGAGAAGCAAAGAAAAGGAAGAAAUCUGAAAUGAGGAAGCUAAUCAUCUAUACCUAUAUAGUACAUGCUUUAUAGAGAGAUAAUUUCCCACUGCUGAGAAAUUUUCACUUCAGGGUACUCACAGCACAUCAUUCUUCAUGCAGUGGAGUGGACAAUUGCUGGUUUCUUUGGCAGAUCUUUCUUGAUUCGUGCUGAGUUUAACAAGAAAAACAAACUCCUGCAUGAUGGCUCCUCUCAAAUUAGUUGUGGUGUUUAGAUGCUAUUUGGGCCUUCUUGCUAUUAUUCAUGUAAUAAACAAAUCUUUGUAGGGCCUUAGUGAAACUCUUACCUGCAAUUUAAGCACUUAUUUAAAAAGAAAAAAAAAAAAGAAAAAGAAAUUGGCAUUGAAGCACUUCAUCAAACUCCCCUCUGAGUAAAGCAAGUUGGCAGAGUUUGCAGCUUGACCAUUCUUUUCUUAAUGUCCUUGAAGAUGUUCAUUGCAUCCCUGAGGAGUCAGAUUCUGGAAGCGCUUUCACUGUAACCUUUUGUUAAAAGUCUGACCCAUUAUGAGGUGUUAGAAAGGAAAAAACAUUCUUUUUUGGAUCAAAUGUCCUGUUUCAUGUCAGUCCCUACAUUAUGAUUAAAGAUUUUUUCAUGUUCAAACCUGAAUAUUUUGCUUUGCUUCAGGGUUUGUUUUUUUUACUGAAAUGAAAAAUACUUUUAAUGUCCUAAUAUUUAGAUACAAACCACUGUAAUUCAGAGGCUCUGUAAAGAUAUUUAUUAAGUAUCUUUUCAGGAGUAUUGCACAUACCAUUUCCUUCAGAACCAGGUACAUUUAAAAACACUGCAGUGUAACACACUCCCCCAAUAUAUAAAUUAAUAGAUAAUUAGACUUUUCAUACUGUAGAGUCCUGUUACUGUACCUAUAAAGAAUAUAUGCAAUUAAGAAAAGUGUAAUCCAGCAAAAUUAGUGAUUAUAUUUAAUAAACAUCUGCCGCAGCUGAUCCUGAUGAUAAGAGAGGAACUCAGGAGACAUUUUCUGGGUUGUGAACAGAUCCAAGCAGGAGGCAGGAACUCCUCCAGUUUAUUUACAAAAGAAACUUAUAUACACCUACUAUAAUGUCCAUCCAUUGGAGGAUUAAAUUCCCACU
This is a messenger RNA of Prinia subflava (tawny-flanked prinia), 3623 nucleotides long. RefSeq names its product killer cell lectin-like receptor subfamily F member 1. The record is from RefSeq and is a predicted model, not a curated record. The transcript is spliced from 7 exons. NCBI's taxonomy places the organism in Eukaryota, Metazoa, Chordata, Aves, Passeriformes, Cisticolidae. The coding region runs from base 330 to 1124 and encodes 264 amino acids.